GUCAAAGAAAUUCUAGGUGUCAUCCACCUCCUCACACAAUCCCCCCCAUCCGAGCAGCGAGAGGCCAUACAGACCUAUUUUAUACCUAAUGCGUCGUUUACACAUCCAUUCUGCCGGACUGGGAGCUGGGAAAACUCAAGGAUCUUGGUCGAGGCAAUCUAUCGAUGGUAUAAGAUCAUGAGCCCAAGGAUUGAUCUCGCUGUCCAUUCGGUUGCCUUUGACGAACCCAAUCUCCUGCUCUACGUCAACAUAUCCCAAGUUUUCCGCAUCUGGUUUAUCCCAUUCUACCGCGCUCCUGUGUCUCUUGUCACAGUCCUCCAACUGAACCAUAACAAAGGGAAUGGACUAUAUUACAUCCAUAGCCAAAACGACCUGUACCAAGUAGAUCAGUUCGUAAAGUUUGUGGCUCCAGGAGGCUGGGUCAUCGUCUGGAUGUGGCAAUUCUUGGCAACGUUAUUCUGUUUGCUUGGUGCUGCAGCGCUCUGGCCGGUUAGUGUAGCGGAAGAG
Lindgomyces ingoldianus is the source of this 507-nucleotide messenger RNA. RefSeq lists its product as uncharacterized. The record is from RefSeq and is a predicted model, not a curated record. The annotation marks the transcript as partial. Lineage: Eukaryota; Fungi; Ascomycota; Dothideomycetes; Pleosporales; Lindgomycetaceae. The transcript is spliced from 2 exons.